Molecule: messenger RNA, 1309 nt
Organism: Phascolarctos cinereus (koala)
Lineage: Eukaryota; Metazoa; Chordata; Mammalia; Diprotodontia; Phascolarctidae
Gene: NSG1
Product: neuronal vesicle trafficking associated 1
Biological process (GO): clathrin coat assembly; endosomal transport
Cellular component (GO): membrane; endosome
Molecular function (GO): clathrin light chain binding
Source: RefSeq, a predicted model, not a curated record
CUGCUGCUGCUGCUGCUGCUGCUCUCGACGCCGACAUAUCCUUAUACACACUGGCACUGAAUUAGCUCUGAGGACGGGAAGGGGAACGAAGGAGAGAAAAACACCAACAAAAGGAAUCUGCUCCAGCUAUAUCCACCAGCCCUCCCCAAGUUCAGCGCCCAGCUCCUCCUCCGCCAUUGCUGCGUGUGUGUGAGCUUGGAGCCAAAAGCUUGGAGAAGCCACGCUAGAUCCUCGGGGGGUACUGCCUUUCUCUCAGAAGGAUGGUGAAACUGGGGAAUAAUUUCGCUGAGAAAGGCACAAAACAGCCCCUGUUGGAGGAUGGCUUCGACACCAUCCCUCUGAUGACACCCUUGGAUGUCAAUCAGCUGCAGUUCCCUCCUCCAGAUAAGGUGGUGGUCAAAACUAAAACGGAGUAUGAACCUGAUCGAAAGAAAGGGAAAUUCCGUACUCCCAAAAUAGCUGAAUUCACAAUCAGCAUCACAGAAGGAGUUUCUGAGAGAUUUAAGGUGACAGUUCUGGUCCUGUUUGCCUUGGCAUUCCUGACCUGUGUUGUUUUUCUGGUGGUCUACAAGGUUUACAAGUAUGAUCAUACUUGUCCAGAAGGAUUUGUUUUUAAGAAUAAUCAAUGCAUUCCCGCAGGAUUAGAGAACUACUACUCAGAACAAGACUCCAAUGCCCGGGGGAAAUUUUACACAGUCAUAAACCACUACAACUUGGCCAAGCAAACCAUCACUCGCUCAGUAUCUCCAUGGAUGUCGGUGCUGUCAGAGGAGAAACUGUCAGAACAGGAGACGGAAGCUGCUGAGAAAUCGGCUUAGUGGGAUAGGCCCAUUAUUUCCAAUAUGUCAUUUGAAGGCAGCCAACUGCUGAGGGACAAAAGUAGGCCCAGGACUUCCAAUGUAGAUCUUCUCUGUACCAAGAAUUCCUCUGAACAUAAUAGCAGGAGAUUGAGCCUAAUAUGAACUACCUGCCAGCCCUGUCAUAAAAGCAUACAGUGUGAUAUUUCCACUCAGAAGGCAGUCAAGAACAGCACCUACCUUAGGCUACUGGUUCUUGUCUAUGAGUUUAUGCCUUGAUUAUACCCUAGAAAUAAAUACUUGAUGAGUUUGGCUUCUAUCUAGUUGAUCUUUGGUUCCACUGCAAUGUUUCAGUACCUUGUCAUUACAUGAUGUGAAUACUCUGAAUGAUCUAGAUCUUAAUUUUUACAUUUAUAAUCUACAAUAAGUUAAAUCAUGUUAAACAAACUCAUGAGAUUAACAAGUAGACUAUCUUUUUUUCUUUUCUACAAAUAAAAUAAGCCUUUGCGAAA